Molecule: messenger RNA, 2073 nt
Organism: Helianthus annuus (common sunflower)
Lineage: Eukaryota; Viridiplantae; Streptophyta; Magnoliopsida; Asterales; Asteraceae
Exons: 1
Coding region: 1-2073 (690 amino acids)
Biological process (GO): DNA integration
Molecular function (GO): RNA-DNA hybrid ribonuclease activity; nucleic acid binding
Source: RefSeq, a predicted model, not a curated record
AUGGCCAUGAUAGACGAUAUAGCCGAAACCAUCCGAGCUAUGCAAGAUGUGAAUAUGAAGCUAAACCCUGGGAAGUGCUGCUUCGGGGUAGAAGAAGGGAAAUUCCUGAGAGUAGUGGUUACUAAGGGCGGAAUCAAACCUAAUCCGGAGAAAACUCAAGCUGUAGCCGAAAUGCAAUCCCCCAGGUCCCUGAAGGACAUUCAGCAGCUGAAUGGAAGGUUAAUCGCCUUGAACCGCUUCCUAUCAAAGGUAGCCGACAGAACUCUUCCCUUCAUGAAGGUACUGAAGGAUUGUCUCCAGACGGACAGGUUUAAGUGGACCCCGGAGGCAGAAGCUGCUUUUCAAGAAAUGAAAGAUUACAUCUGCAAGCUCCCAACCUUAGCUACCCCAGUACCCGGGGAGGAUCUGCUUUUGUAUCUGUCUGCCUCAAAAACGACCAUAAGUGCGGUUAUAAUGGUGGAACGGGAAGGAAAGCAGAUACCAAUAUACUUCAUCAGCAGGACCCUCAAGGGUCCUGAAGAACGCUAUAUGCCCCUAGAGAAGUUGGCUUUGGCUCUUGUCUUUGCAUCUCGGAGACUCAGAAGGUACUUCCAAGGACACAAGGUCACCCUAAUGACAGAUCAAGCCCUCCAAAAAGGGCUAAGGAGGCCGGAGUUGUCGGGUCGACUGGCUAAAUGGGCAGUAGAGUUGGGAGAACACUCCUUAGAAUGCAAAGCCAAAACAGCCAUGAAGGGACAAAUACUGGCCGACUUCUUGACGGAGGUCCCUGAGGAUGAGAAGAAAGAACUUUUAAAGUGGGAAGCCCUUGAAAUGGAUGAAAAAGAAAAGGAAGAUGAGGCAAUAUGGAAACUAUUCACAGACGGGGCCUCCAGCGAAGAAGGAAGUGGAGCGGACAUCACACUGAUCAACCCCGAGGGAGUUGAGCUAACUUAUGCCAUUAGACUAGACUUCGAAAAUACCAACAACACAGCAGAAUAUAAAGCCCUUUUAGCAGGACUAAGAUUGGCUAAGAAAAUGAAGGCAAAGAACGUGGAGGCCAGUACUGACUCGCACCUAGUAGUCAAGCAGUACCAUGGGGAGUACGAGGCCAAGGACAAUACGAUGGAUCAGUAUGUAGCCAACGUGAAAGAAACAGCCAAGGCUUUCAAGACCUUCAGGCUAGAAUAUAUCCCUCGUGGGAGAAACAGGAAAUCUGAUGCCCUUAGCAAGCUGGCCUCCGUGGCAUUCGACCACCUAGCAAGAGAAGUCAAAGUGGAAGUCCUGACCUCCCCCUCUCUUGGCACAGAAAAGGUGGUUGCGAUCGAAAACGCACAAGAGACAUGGAUGACACCGAUUGUAAGAUUCCUCACAGAUGGAAUACUACCUGAGGGAGACUGGGCGGCCAGGAAGAUAAGAGUCAAAGCUUUACAGUAUGAGUUGAUUGAUGGAGAACUUUACCGAAGGUCAUACCUGGGCCCAUCCCUGAAGUGCGUCAAUAGUGAAGAGGCUAAGUAUGUGAUUAGAGAAAUACAUGAGGGGAUUUGUGGAAUGCAUUCUGGGCCAAGGACAGUAGUGGCGAAGGCGAUGAAUGCGGGAUUCUAUUGGCCUAGAAUGUAUGAGACAGCAUCAGAGGAGAUCAAGAGAUGUGACAACUGCCACGUCCAUACACCCAUGACGCACCGACAUAAACACCCAAUGAUACCUGUUUCAACGUCUUUGCCCUUCCAGAAGUGGACCAUCGACAUAACUGGGCCAUUCCCAGAGGGCCCAGGAGGGGUUAAGUAUGUGGUGAUUGCCAUUGAUUAUUUUAUCAAGUGGAUAGAGGCAAGGCCCUUGGCAAAGAUAACCGGGGAACAGAUGAGACGAUUUGUACUAGACAACAUCAUUUGUAGAUACGGGGUCCCAAAGGAACUGGUGAGUGACAAUGGUGUUCAAUUUGCUGGAAAACCCUUCAGGCCAUGGUGCGAGCAGAUGCACAUACACCAAGUGUUUACCUCCAUCACCUAUGCCCAGAGCAAUGGACUGGUAGAAAGGGCGAAUCAAAGCAUUAUCAAGGGAAUGAAGGGGAGACUCGGGAGGAAACAAAAAGGAUGA